Messenger RNA from Pneumocystis murina B123, 1566 nucleotides. RefSeq lists its product as hypothetical. Bases 1 to 1566 code for a protein of 521 amino acids. The record is from RefSeq and is a predicted model, not a curated record. The transcript has 14 exons. Lineage: Eukaryota; Fungi; Ascomycota; Pneumocystomycetes; Pneumocystales; Pneumocystaceae. Gene Ontology annotation, biological process: DNA-templated DNA replication; regulation of DNA repair; DNA repair. Gene Ontology annotation, molecular function: ATP hydrolysis activity; single-stranded DNA helicase activity; enzyme activator activity. Gene Ontology annotation, cellular component: nucleus.
AUGACAAAAAAAUAUGUUUUAUGCCCUAUAUGUGGAAAAGAUGUUAAUAUUGACUUAAUAAAUACCCAUUUGGAUAGGGGAUGCGAUAGUCAUGAAAAGAAAUAUUCUCUUUCUUUAGGUUCAAUUCAGCAAAAAUUAUUUAACGAAAAUUUUCUGAAUAAGUCUUUUCCCUGCAAUAAAAAUCAUAGAUAUUCUGAGAAUAUUUUGUCUUGUCCGUCUUUAUCUAAAAGGGGGGUACAAAAUGAAAAUGAAUUAUCUUCCAAGGAAGCUUCUUAUUUAAAAAAAAGUAAAAAUAAUAGCAAUUUUGAAUUUUAUUCUCCCCUUUCGGAAAGAGUUCGACCUCAAACACUUGAUGAUUUUGUAGGCCAGGAAGAUUUAAUUGGAAAGUAUGGUUUACUUAGAAAAUUAAUUGAAAAUGAUAAAUUCCCUUCUUUUAUAUUAUGGGGAGCAUCUGGAGUAGGGAAGACUACAUUAGCAAGAAUCAUUUCAAAAACCACAAAUAAUCAAUUCAAAGAAUUUUCUGCUACAUCUAGCACUAUAUGCGAUGUGAAAAGGGCUUUUGACGAUGCAAAAAAAAUGUUAUCUUUGACAGGACGUAAAACAAUUAUAUUUAUAGAUGAGAUUCAACAAUUUAAUAAGAUGCAACAAAAUGUCUUUUUGCAUUAUAUAGAAGAGGGGAUAGUUAUAUUAAUUGGUGCCACUACCGAAAAUCCUAGUUUCAAGAUAAACAACGCCUUACUUUCUAGAUGUAGGGUAUUUGUUUUACACAAGCUUUCUUCCAUGCAUGUUUUUGAAAUUUUGAAAAAUGCUAUAUCAAUAAUUAAAUCAUCUUCUGAAAAUAUAAUUAAUAUCGAUGAUAGUGUUAUAGAAUAUUUAGCGAAUUUGUCUGAUGGUGAUGCUCGCAUUGCAUUAAACACAUUAGAAAUAAUAUUAAAUUUUGAAACCAAAGAGAAUGAUAUCAUUACAAAAGAAAGUGUAAGAAAUAUUUUGAAAAGGACUUCUUUUGUCUAUGAUCGUGUUGGCGAUUCUCAUUAUGAUACCAUAUCUGCAUUUCAUAAAAGUAUUCGCGGUUCUGAUGCUAAUGCAGCGUUAUAUUAUCUUGGAAGAAUGCUUCUUGGGGGCGAGGACCCUCUGUAUAUAGCACGUAGAAUGAUUCGCAUUGCUUCAGAAGAUAUCGGGACUUCUGAUAAUAAUGCUCUUAUUCUGGCAAUAUCAGCUUAUCAGGCUGUCCAGUCUGUAGGAAUGCCAGAGGCCGAUAUUUUUUUAGCUCAUGCUGCAAUUUAUUUGGCAGAAGCGAAGAAAUCUAAUAGGAUCUAUUUAGCUUUGAAUAAUGUUAAACAUGUUCUUAAAACAGAAGAUGGUGCUUUCUCUGCCGAAAUUCCAUUGCAUAUUCGGAAUUGCCCUACAAAAUUAAUGAGUGAACUUGGAUAUGGAGUAGGCUAUAAAUAUAAUCAUCUUUAUAAGGAUGGAAAAGUAAAACAAGAAUAUCUGCCUUCUACAUUAAAAACUAGAAUAUUUUUAGAUGUAGAUAAAGAAAUGAUUUUAGAUCCAGAAUUUAUAGAAUAA